Messenger RNA from Colletotrichum scovillei, 1085 nucleotides. RefSeq lists its product as uncharacterized. NCBI's taxonomy places the organism in Eukaryota, Fungi, Ascomycota, Sordariomycetes, Glomerellales, Glomerellaceae. Bases 332 to 988 code for a protein of 218 amino acids. The transcript has a single exon. The record is from RefSeq and is a predicted model, not a curated record.
CAAAAGUAACAAAGUGGUCAGACUCUCCUCUCCAGGUCCUGUGUAUCUGAGUUUGUACUAAGUUCAGUCUACUAAGGCUGUCUAGCUCCUUAACGCCCCACAACGCCACGUGAAGUGUCCUGGACCGUGCACAGCCUUAUGUCAUCACGAUCUAUCGGCUGUCGUUAACAAAGGCGUUGGCGAAAGCCGCCAAACAAGAAAAAAGAGAACAAAAAAGCAAGAAAUUGGUACGGCUAACGCCAAUCGACGAAACUGCUCACGCGAUUAUGCCGACAGAGAGACAAGUCUGUGCUGACCCAAAGACCUACCACAGAGAUUUCGUCUUGCUAGGAUGAGUGGUGUGGCCACUGGUCCGUCUACCCCUCAGCGCCCAUCGUCUCUCGCCAACGACGACGCCGUUGAUAUAGUCUCGAACACCCCUACCCGCCUCGGCCUACUGCAGACCCCUCCAAGAAGAUUUUCGCGGCAUCUGAAACGCUCUGUGAAUGCCAUAGAGCAUGGGGACGACGCCGUAGCUGAUUCAGAACAGGGGUCGGCAGGCUCUGUUCGACUGUUGGCGACACCUCCACGGCGACCACCUUGCCGGGCAAGGUUCUCUACCGGACCCGCUGAGCCAACCGGCUUUGAUGUAGGAAAGCCUGCUAUCACUACAGACCGCGAAUCAUCGCCUCUCUUUUGUGAGACGACGCCAAAGGGGACUUUGGGAGGUGAAGAGCAACCGAUCGCUGAAGUGCAACAGAGAGUCGAAGUGCAGCGGGGAAGAGAAGAUGAACAGGAGCUGGGCGAGCUUAGGCAGCUACGAGAUUGGGAGAGGUUGCACCUGAGCGAGGAUCGACAACCGCGUGAGGGUGACGAAAACGGACACUGUGAUAAUCUUCAGCAACACAACUUCAAUGAACCCGAAAGUGCGAGCGCAAAUUUCUACGGCAGUGAGCGUGACGGCAAGCUUGGGAUGGAAACCAACUUAUUAGACGAAUCGGUGUCUUGAUUCAUCGAUUCUCGAUUUGGAUCGAGAGUGGGCUGAUUCAUCUGGCGGUGCUGUGGUGAUCUGGCAGGCGCCCGUAACAGACUUUCGACAUAGCAAC